This is a messenger RNA of Paramecium sonneborni, 747 nucleotides long. The record is from the annotation of a GenBank genome assembly. Lineage: Eukaryota; Ciliophora; Oligohymenophorea; Peniculida; Parameciidae.
AUGUUAUUAUUUUUAAUUUAAGUAGCAUAAGCCAUAAAUUUUUCAAGAGAAGUUGCAUCAUAAAUUUUUGAGUAAGGAAAACCUGCAAUGGUUUUAUUCUAUGAAAAUUCUCAAUAAGAUUAAUUGAAUGAAUUUUAGAAAGUGAAAAAUGAAAAUUUAUUAUUGGUUGAAGCAAACAAUUAGGAUAAAUCUGUAAAUAAAUUAAUCUAAUUACUUUAAAUUGAUUAAUUACCAGCUAUAAAAUUAUUGAAAUGUGAAGGUAAGACAUGGCAAGAUGUAUAAAGUAUUAAUUUUGAUGAUCAAUUACAUUAUGAUAAGUUGAAUAAAUUUAUCUAAAGAUAUCAAGAGGGUUAAUUAUUGUAUGAUAUUUAAAGUGAAGAUGUCCCAGGGAAAUAAGUGUAAGAAGGUAUUGAAAUUGUAGUAGGACAUAAUUUCGAAGAGCAUGUUAAGGAUACUAAUAGGAAUUAUUUGAUUUAUUUUUAUUCUUAGGAUUGUGAUUUAUGUGCUUCAAUGUUAUAGAAUUUAAUUAGAUUGAAUAAUUAGAUUAGAACAGGAAAGACAUCAAUAAAACCAAAUAAAGUAAGAAUUGGUAAAAUCAAUGGAGAAUUAAAUAAAAUUAAUGGACUUAAAAUAGAAAGAUAUCCUACCUUAUAUCUAUAUAAAAUGAAUGAUAAGAUUCCUAUUGAAUAUAAGGGAGAUCGAACUACUGAAGGAAUGUUAAUGUGGAUAGAGAGUAUGAAUUUUUGA